Molecule: messenger RNA, 3060 nt
Organism: Kalmanozyma brasiliensis GHG001
Lineage: Eukaryota; Fungi; Basidiomycota; Ustilaginomycetes; Ustilaginales
Product: Zinc finger, RING-type
Exons: 1
Coding region: 1-3060 (1019 amino acids)
Biological process (GO): ubiquitin-dependent protein catabolic process; negative regulation of septation initiation signaling; mitotic spindle assembly checkpoint signaling
Cellular component (GO): mitotic spindle pole body; cytosol; ubiquitin ligase complex
Molecular function (GO): protein binding; ubiquitin protein ligase activity
Source: RefSeq, a predicted model, not a curated record
AUGUCGUCAUCAUCAGCCGACCGCAUCCCCACAUCACCCACAAGCCCACAUUCAUUGGCUGACGCUCCUUCGCCACAACGACUCCCCUUUUACGCACGCUUCGGUCGACGCUCCAAAACAGCCAGCCACGCAAAUCAGGCCUCUUUCGCUGCUAGCACCUCCAAUCUCUUGUCCCCCUCCGCUGGCCCUUCCACGUUUUCUGGCCUCAUUAGGAGCUCCUCUUCUUCGCAAGUGCACUUGUAUUCGCCUUCAGCUUCAGCUUCAGCAUCGGCGUUUCAAUCUCCUUCUCGCCCGUCACGCAUACCGCUGCAGACCCGCGUCACUUCGCCAAACCUCGAACGCAUUCCUCAGGGGACUUCGUCUCAGAACAAUUUCGUCAUGGCUGCCAACUCGAAUGCUAGCGGCACUGGCAGCGCCCUCGGUCGCAUGUUCCGUCGCUACUCUCAAGGUCCUGCCAAUCGCAGCGAUUCCCAGCGAUCUACCACUCGCGAUCGCGACUCUUUCAGCAUGCCCAGAACCACGAGCUCGUCUGCCAUCGACAGAGACACCAGCAGUCCCAUGCGCCCGACCGCCAAUGCAACCGCGCCUGCUUCACCUCUUGCGCGGUCCGGCUCGUAUCGCGCCAACAUGAACCCACAAUCUGCCAAUGAUAGCAGUGCUGCCAUUGCCAAUCCUCGCAAUGUGACAACUUCUCCCUCUGCUGCGUCAGCAGCAGCUCCAGCCAUUUACCCAGCUGCGGCCGUCGCUCAGCCGAGCACCACUGUGGAUGAAGCCAACGCUGCUUCGCAGAACGCUCAGCCCAUCCAGGAGGACUCUUCAACUGAAGUAGCUCCUGCUGCCACUGCUGGCUCCGCUUCCUCAGCCGGCACACGCCCGCUCAACGGCAUGCACCGUAUCCGACUCGUGCCACAUCUCGAAGCCACUCGCUCGCUGCACUUCGAGCCUAUCGAGCGCGACCUAAAAGAAGGCGACGGUGGCGUCAAGGUAGGCCGCUUCACCGAUCGACAGCCUUCGCACCGCGAUCCGGUCGCAGCAACACUAGCUGGUGUCGUCAAUGACGCCACCUCCUCAGGUGAACUUGGCUCCGCAGCAGCACCGGUGCAGUCGAGUCGCGGUCAACCAGGCGCACGAGGUGGAGCCAUUCCCAUCAGCGGCAGUCAUGGUGGUGGCGGUCGUAUCGACUCUUCUCGCAUCGCGUUCAAGAGCAAAGUGGUCAGUCGAGGUCAUGCAGAGAUCUGGUGUGAGCCAAACGGAAAGUUCUUCAUCCGAGACACCAAGUCGUCGUCCGGCACCUUCCUCAACCACAUCCGCCUGUCUGGGCCCAACCUCGAGUCCAAGCCGUUUGCGAUAAAGGAUGGAGACGUUGUCCAGCUUGGCGUCGACUAUCAGGGCGGCACCGAGGAGAUUUAUCGCUGCGUCAAGAUGCGGGUCGAGCUCAACCGAGGUUGGCAGCGCGAAGCCAACCAGUUCAAUGUUAACGCACUCCGCCAGUUGCGUGCUCUGCAAGGUUCAUCGCUCUCGCCUCCCACCGUCGAUGACAAGGGCAAGGGCGCCACUGCUGCUCUGCCUACCAACAGGCAAGGUGUCAGCGUCACAGACUGCUGCAUUUGUCUGUUCUCUGUGACCGUUUGUCAGGCGCUCUUCAUCGCACCAUGCUCGCACGUCUUCCACUACAAAUGCAUUCGACCGCUGCUCAACUUGCAUCAUCCCGGCUUCUCCUGCCCGCUCUGCCGCACGUUUGCGGAUCUGGACGCCGACGUCGAGGAGGACGAGGCAUGGCAAGAGUCGCUCUUGCUGGAAGCGGAAGCAGCAGAGGCACGUCUGGCGCAGGGCAAAUUGCCGCUUGAAGUAGGCACUCCCGCCGUGGAGCUCGACUCGCCCAUGGCUGCCGCCCUGCCUCCGUCUCUGACUUCGGUGCUCCUCAACGGCGCUUCGAGUGGUGACGCAUCUGGGCCGAACAGCGCAUCCGCCAACACGAACGGGGUAGCGCCAAGACCACCGCUCAACUUGGCAACAUCGCCUCUGUUGACAGAUUUGCAAUCUGAUCAUGCCGGCACGAACGCCGCGCUUGGACGAGGCACCGCAGCCUCCAGCAGACGCAAGAACGACUGGGCACGUCCCGAUACUGCGGUGGGCUCGAGCGCUGGUCCCUUGGCGGGGGAUGAGACGUUCGCUGUCGGUGACGGCGGCGCCGAGACAGCAGGCUUGACAUCAGACCUGGGCGCCAUGGCGGUCUCAGACCGUGUCCUCGGGGUAGAUGCUGCUGCAUCGCUCCACCGGGCGGGUCGCUUUUCGACAGACGCUGGGUCCCCUACCCGUCGUGGUUCAGGGCCCAUUGCAAUUGGCGGCAGCGAGCGUAGCUUGCUUGGGAACAAAGCUACGCUGACAUCCUCGAGCCUGGCUGGACCGGUUGCCAUUGGCAGUCCGGAAGAAGGUUGGCCCGGAGGAGCGGUCGGGGGCUUCUCGCCCGGUCUCGAAGAAGCAGGCACUCCGCUCAACUCGACCUUUCUCAGCACGCUAGCUGAGGCGCCGCACGCAACAGCUACCCACACGUCUUCACCUUCCUCGACGCGGGAUUUUCCGCAAGGCCGAUCGGCACCGGCCCUAACAUCAGUGCCGGCCACCAUUCCAGCAGGGGCGAGCAGGGCCCGACGCAGUGAGAUUGGUGCGAACGACAUGGACAGGAAGCGCUCCAGCGACGGAGCAGAGGACGUGGACACAGCUGAGGAGGAUGUCGAAGUUUCGGUCGUGGGCGCUCAGAGUGGGCAUGCAAGCGCAGGUGGAGAUGGCAAGGGCAAGGCACGGCUCAAUGUACAGCCCGACGUGACUGUCGUUGGAGAUGGGUCUGGCAAGCUGCCGUCCGUGGUGCCAGCACCCCCCAUCGCCGACGUCGGACCCACCGGUCUGAAUCCCAGUGCGCAGGACAAGGAUUCCGAGGGCAAGCAUGACAGCACCAGUGGCGAUCACGGCAGGAACGCUGACAACCCAAGCCCACCCACCUCGCCAACAUCGGAAAGCAAGAUGGCGCGCUUCAAGCGACGCAUCUCGGAAGCCAUGUGA